UAAGAGACAAUGCGGUUCCCGAAGUUCCUUGCCUUGUUCGUCUCCGCGAUGCCCGUGCUCAGCGUCACAGCUCAAGGGCCCUCACAAGACGAAAUCAAGUCGCUUCCGGGGCUUUCUGUCAAGCCGACUUUCAAGCAGUACUCGGGAUUUCUCAACGCUGGACGGAAUCGGCGCCUCCAUUACUGGUUUGCAGCGAGUCAGACGAAGAAAGCAUCUCUGGACCCAGUCGUCAUCUGGGUGAACGCAGGACCGGGAAGUUGCAGUUCGAUGCUCACUCUGAUGAUGGAACACGGUCCAUUCCGGCCAACGGAUAACGGGCUACGCCUCGUACCUAACGACUUCAGUUGGAACAAGGAAAGUAACGACACGCUCUCGGAGUUUUCAGCUUCUACUCGCACUGCUGGCGUCGCUCCCUCCAUUUUCUCCCACGAGCCUUCAUUAGGCGGAUUGCCUCUCAACGACGAUCCCAUGCAUUACUUCUUUCCGCACACUGCUCCCACGUGGGCUACGCUGUGGUGCACACGUUCUGUCGCCAAUGUCCUGUUCUUGGACGCACCGGUCGGAUCCGGCUACUCGUACGAUGUCACCGGAAGCUACACAACCGACGACGAACAGGCCGCAGAUGACACGUACCUCGCCAUCAUGGACUUUUACCACAAGUUCUCUCUUUACGGCAGCAACGAUGUGUUCAUCGCGGGUCAGGGUCAAGCGGCCACGCACGUCACUCUCGUCGUCGAACGACUACUCGAAGAGCCUACGGUCAAGCUGAUGGGAUAUGCCAUCAACAACGGAAGUGUUGGACGAGCGUUUCAGGAGGAAUGGUCUAAUGUUCUUUGGCUACUAUCACGGGCUCUUUGGACGGAGACUGUGGAAGAAGCUGACUACUAACUGCUGCAACGGAGUCGUUACGCGAAGCUCGUGUAACUUUGUGGAUUCCACGACAACCACAUGUCAGGAAGCGGUAAAAGAAGCUGGAAACAUAUUGGGAACACAAGGGCUGAACACGUUCAACAUCUACGCGAAGUGCGAAACACCGAAGAACGACUCUAUUUGCGUAUUCGAGAGUGGUGGAUGCAGCCCUAUGUCCCGGAGGACUCGAAAAUCGUUCGCUCGCCAUUCGG
Molecule: messenger RNA, 1121 nt
Organism: Rhipicephalus sanguineus (brown dog tick)
Lineage: Eukaryota; Metazoa; Arthropoda; Arachnida; Ixodida; Ixodidae
Exons: 6
Coding region: 10-888 (292 amino acids)
Biological process (GO): proteolysis
Molecular function (GO): serine-type carboxypeptidase activity
Source: RefSeq, a predicted model, not a curated record